UUUGCGCGAAUGGAUUUUUAUCUGCAUUAAAUAAUAUGCCUGAACAAACGAAAUGUGAAAUAUUUGGUUGCAUACUUGGCCCAGCUGUAGAAGUAUAUCUUGGUUGGAGAGCAAUAUGUUCAGUAUUUAAUUUUAGCAGUGGAGUAUUAUUUUGUAUUCUUCUCUACAAAUCCAACAAAAAAUUUAUGUUGGGAGGUAAUUUACAACAGCCAUUUCCUGCUACAGCUUUAGUAAUUAAUGAACAACGUAAAAAGCAGCAAACAAAAAAUAAUAAAUUAACAAUGAUUGCAAUUGUUAAUGAAUUUUUUCUUGCAUUUAUUCCUCAUUUUGGACCAUUUUUAUGGGAAAAAAUGUUCGGUCCCGGUUCUUCAAUGGGCACUGGACCUCUUAGUGAAUUUAUGAGUGGAUUAGAAGUUUUUAUUUUUGCUUCAGUAUUUUCUUCAGUGUUAAACUCGAAUACUUCCAAUAUAAAAUCAACAACACAAACAUUACGUGAAGAAAAAACAAAACAAAAUAUUGGACAAAUUAGACCUUCAGUAUUUUCAAUUCAAAGUGGUUGGACUGGGGGAGGACAAAAUGGAGGAGUAAAUAAUAAUAAUAUUAUUAGAGGAAGUUUUAAUAGAGUAAAUACUCCACUACCUCCAAUUAAUAAUAAUGAAAGGCAACAAAUUAAUAAAUUAAGACCUAUGCAUCAAAGUUUAUCAGCUGGAGUUAUUAUGACCUCAUAA
Messenger RNA from Meloidogyne enterolobii, 728 nucleotides. The record is from the annotation of a GenBank genome assembly. NCBI's taxonomy places the organism in Eukaryota, Metazoa, Nematoda, Chromadorea, Rhabditida, Meloidogynidae.